Messenger RNA from Aspergillus terreus NIH2624, 492 nucleotides. Its product is annotated as GNAT family N-acetyltransferase. The record is from RefSeq and is a predicted model, not a curated record. NCBI's taxonomy places the organism in Eukaryota, Fungi, Ascomycota, Eurotiomycetes, Eurotiales, Aspergillaceae. Gene Ontology annotation, molecular function: acyltransferase activity, transferring groups other than amino-acyl groups. The coding region runs from base 1 to 492 and encodes 163 amino acids. The transcript has a single exon.
AUGCGGGCGGAUCUGAACAUCUCGGACAUUCAUUCCCUAUCUAGGGAUCAGGCGUUGGAGAUCCUCGCUCAGAUCUCGCGCAUUGAACGAAAGACCUUCCCGACCAAUGAAGCUUUUGCCUUUGGAGAGGAGCUCUGGAGGAAGAAGCCGAAUACCAAGGUUCUAUACGUGACUACGACGAGUAGCGGAACUUCCGGAGGACGCUCGCCUGUGAUCGCCUAUGCUGUCUACGUUCGGCAGAAGGGGGCGGCCCUGCUGCACAAAGUCUGUGUUGUCGAGGCCUAUCGUCGGCGGGGCGUCGGGAUGGAGCUAAUGAACUAUAUCCGACAACGCCUGCAAAAGGAGGGAUGCCAGUAUAUUCAACUGUGGGUGGACAAGGCCAGGGAUGCGGCCCGGUCUUUGUACGUUCGCAAUGGAUUCGAGGAGCGCGAGGAAAUCGCCGAUUACUACGCGCCAGGGCGUACGGGGAUUCGCAUGAUCCUGGACCUUUGA